This is a messenger RNA of Cuculus canorus (common cuckoo), 11287 nucleotides long. RefSeq names its product protocadherin 17 (gene PCDH17). NCBI's taxonomy places the organism in Eukaryota, Metazoa, Chordata, Aves, Cuculiformes, Cuculidae. The transcript is spliced from 6 exons. Bases 1088 to 4693 code for a protein of 1201 amino acids. The record is from RefSeq and is a predicted model, not a curated record. Gene Ontology annotation, molecular function: calcium ion binding. Gene Ontology annotation, cellular component: plasma membrane. Gene Ontology annotation, biological process: homophilic cell-cell adhesion.
GGCGCUGGGCGAGCGCGGCGCGGCGCGGCGGCCCCGCGAGUGCUGCAGUGAGGGAGAGGAGGGGCGAGAGCGGCUCCAACUGUUGAAUUUUCGCCGAAUUCGCCACUUACCUGCGGGCGGCUGGUGGAAUGGAUCUGGUUUAUCGGGAGUCGGCGUUCCUUUCGCGUGCUGGCUGGCUAAGACUGGAGACCGUCUGUUGGAGAGGGGCCACCCACCCAUGAGGCGCAGAAGAAUAUUUGUUUUUUCUCCUUUUUCUUUCGAAAGCCUCUCCACCACAGGUUGCAGAAUUAACUGUGUACUUUGGGUCUGGACUCAAAUAAAGGAGAAAAAAACAGUGCAGAACUGAGACUUGGAACUAGAUCUGUGAGCUGUAUGUUGGGAACCUAUGUUUUUUGUUUGUUUUGGGUUUUUUUUUUUUCCUUUUAAUAUGAAAGAUCUCUGAUUUAUCUCACACAUAACACUGAGGAAAGGCGGUUAAAAACACUCAGCAAAGCAGGAGACAGACGCGCCUCUGUGCCAGUGAGUGGAUAACAGCCUUGUUUUCCUGGUCCUCAGUCUCCCGGAGAAAGAGAUAAACAACCACUGCCGCGAUUUUUUAUUAUUGUUAUUAUUUUUUAUUAUCCUUUGUACAUCUGCGGGGGAUCCAAGGAUUGGGAACGCUUCGCCUGCCCGGAGGAGAAGAUCUUUUGCAAAUUUUCUGAUUUUUCAGAUCCUCCCACUGCCGAAGUUGGACAGACAAGUAACUGCGAGGGGAUUGCAAGCACGGCGAGCGCUUGCUGAAACGCUGCCGAAGCUGCUUCCUCCCUUUCCCCCUCCCUGCUCCGACCCUCCCUGUUGCUCCCUCCCUCUGAGCUACAUGGUCCAUUUGCUGCCUCUCAUCCUGUGUCUCUGCAGAUGUUUUAGAGCAACAGGUUCAGGAACUUAAAAUAUAGGGGUGGGGAGAGAGAAGAAGAAAAAAAAUAGAAGAAAAAGACAGCCGACAGAUUAGAAAGGAAGAGCAAAUCCAUCGCAGGAGGCAGAGAAGACGGGGACAACCGACAACCUUGGUUGCCACUGUAGCUGCUUCCACCCUCACCCCUGCUCGGGGAUGUACCUUUCCAUUUGUUGCUUCUUCCUCUGCUGGGCUCCCGCCCUGUCGCUGAAGAACCUGAAUUACUCGGUGCCGGAGGAGCAGGGAGCAGGCACAGUCAUUGGGAACAUCGGUCGCGAUGCACGGCUGGUGGCAGGCACGACGGGAGGUGGGAUGCUGCCUGCGGAGCGUGGCAGCCCCGCUGGCGGCCGUGGCCCCAAGUCCACCUUCCGAGUGCUGGAGAACUCGGCCCCUCACCUCCUGGAUGUGGACGGGGAGAGCGGUCUACUCUACACCAAGCAGCGCAUUGACCGCGAGGCGCUGUGCCGGCGCAGCACCAAGUGCCAGCUGUCCCUCGAGGUGUUUGCCAAUGACCAGGAGAUCUGCAUGAUCAAGGUGGAGAUCCAGGACCUGAAUGACAAUGCGCCGACAUUCCCCUCUGACCAGGUGGACAUGGACAUCUCAGAAAAUGCCGCACCAGGCACCCGCUUCCCUCUCACCAGUGCCCACGACCCGGACGCUGGGGACAACGGGCUGCGCACCUACCUGCUGACCCGUGAUGACUAUGGUCUCUUCUCACUUGAUGUGAAGUCCCGCGGUGAUGGCACGAAGUUUCCUGAGCUGGUCAUCCAGAAACCAUUAGAUCGUGAGGAGCAGAGUCACCACACCCUGGUGUUGACUGCGCUGGACGGUGGUGACCCACCACGCUCUGGCACAGUGCAGAUCAACGUGCGCCUCAUUGACUCCAAUGACAACAGCCCAGUCUUUGAGGCAGCCUCCUACGUGGUAGAGCUGCCAGAGAACGCACCACUGGGCACUGCCGUCAUUGACCUUAACGCCACUGAUGCUGACGAGGGUACCAAUGGAGAGGUGCUCUAUUCUUUCAGUGGCUAUGCACCUGAGCGUGUCCGAGACCUGUUCAGCAUCGACCCACAGAGCGGCCUCAUCCGUGUCAAGGGUAACCUGGAUUAUGAGGAGAGCGGCCUCAUUGAGAUCGAUGUCCAGGCCCGAGACCUGGGGCCCAACCCCAUCCCUGCUCACUGCAAGGUCACUGUCCGCCUCAUUGACCGCAACGACAAUGCACCCACCAUUGGCUUUGUCUCCGUUCGUCAGGGAGCACUGAGUGAGGCUGCCCCACCAGGCACUGUCAUUGCCCUGGUGCGGGUCACUGACCGUGACUCAGGCAAGAACGGACAGCUGCAGUGCCGGGUGCUGGGUGGUGGGGGUGGGCCCGGAGCCGUCCCUUUCACCCUUGAGGAGAACUAUGACAACUUCUACACUGUGGUGACUGACCGGCCCCUGGACCGAGAGGCACAGGAUGAGUACAAUGUGACUAUUGUGGCACGUGAUGGGGGCAACCCCCCACUCAACUCCACCAAGUCAUUUUCUGUCCGAAUCCUUGAUGAGAAUGACAACCCACCCCGCUUCAGCAAGAACCUCUAUGUGUUACAGGUGCCUGAGAACAACAUCCCUGGGGAGUACCUGGGCUCCGUCUUGGCCCAGGACCCUGACCUGGGCCAAAAUGGGACAGUCUCUUACUCCAUUCUGCCUGGGCAUGUGGGUGAUGUCUCCAUCUACACCUAUGUCUCUGUCAAUCCCACCAAUGGUGCUAUCUACGCCCUGAGGAGCUUCAACUAUGAGCAGACAAAGCACUUUGAGUUUCGCGUGCUGGCGAAAGACUCGGGUUCACCCCAUCGCGAAAGCAACGCCACAGUGCGUGUCACUGUGCUUGAUGUCAAUGACAAUGCACCCCUCAUCGUACUGCCUGCUCUCAUCAAUGACACCGCUGAGCUGCAGGUGCCACGCAAUGCUGGGGUGGGCUACCCCGUGGGCACCGUCCGCGCCUUGGACAGUGAUUUUGGGGAGAGCGGGCGCCUCACGUAUGAGAUUGUGGAAGGCAAUGAGGAACACCUCUUUGAGAUGGACCCCACUAGUGGUGAGAUACGCACUUUGCAUCCUUACUGGGAGGAGCUCAGCCCUGUGGCUGAACUGGUGGUAAAAGUCAGUGACCAUGGCAAGCCCAGCCUCUCUGCAGUGGCCAAGCUCAUUGUCAGGGCCUUGGCAGGGCCCCUGCCUGAAGCUGGUGAGCCACAGGUGAAUGGCGAGCAGCACCGGCGACCACACUGGGACUUGUCGCUGCCCCUGAUCGUGACGCUGAGCACUGUCUCCAUCAUCUUGCUGGCUGCCAUGAUCACUAUUGCCGUGAAGUGCAAGCGAGAGAACAAGGAGAUCCGCACCUAUAAUUGUCGCAUUGCCGAGUAUAGCCACCCUCAGCUGGGAGGAGGGGGAGGCAGUGGCGGGGGAGGAGGAGGCAGUGGCAGUGGAGGGGGCAAGGGCAAGAAGAAGAAGAUCAGCAAGAAUGACAUUAUGCUGGUGCCCAGUGAGGGCGAGGACAGCCGGGGCCCCCUCAAUGUCAUGAACGUGGUGAGCAGCCCAUCCCUGGCCACCUCACCCAUGUACUUUGACUACCAGACCCGCCUGCCCCUCAGCUCUCCCAGGUCUGAGGUGAUGUACCUGAAGCCUGCCUCCAACAACCUGACUGUACCCCAGGGACAUGUGGGCUGCCACACCAGCUUCACAGGGCAAGGGACUAACGCCAGCGAGGCUCCCCCGAGCCGGAUGUCCAUAAUUCAGACAGACAAUUUUCCCGCAGAGCCCAAUUACAUGGGCAGCAGGCAGCAGUUUGUUCAAAGUAGCUCCACGUUCAAGGAUCCAGAAAGAGCCAGCUUGAGGGACAGCGGGCAUGGGGACAGUGAUCAGGCUGACAGUGACCAAGACACUAACAAAGGCUCCUGCUGUGACAUGUCUGUUAGGGAGGCACUCAAGAUGAAAACUACUUCAACUAAAAGCCAGCCAAUUGAACAAGAACAGAAAGGCAGAGGCCAAAGACCCAUUGUUGGGAUCUGUGGACCAGCCCGCUGUGAGGAUGGAAAAUUUUCAGAGCAAGAAGAAUGUGUUAACUGCACAGAUGAAUGCAGAGUUCUUGGUCAUUCUGACAGGUGUUGGAUGCCACAAUUCCCUGCAGCCAGUCAGGCUGAGAAUGCAGAUUAUCGCACAAAUCUCUUUGUACCCACAGUUGAAGCUAAUGUUGAGACUGAGACAUAUGAAACUGUGAAUCCCACUGGGAAAAAGACUUUUUGUACAUUUGGGAAAGACAAGAGAGAGCACACUAUUCUCAUUGCCAAUGUUAAACCUUACUUAAAAGCCAAACGUGCCCUGAGUCCUCUGCUUCAGGAGGUUCCCUCAGCAUCGAGCAGCCCAACCAAGACAUGCAUUGAGCCUUGCACCUCAACAAAAGGACCACUGGAUGGUUGUGAAGUGAAAUCAGGAGCCUUGGCUGAACCAAACAGCCAGUAUUUGUCAACUGACAGUCAGUAUCUAUCGCCUAGUAAACAGUCGAAAGACGCUCCCUUCAUUGCAUCAGAUCAGAUGGCUAGGGCCUUUGCAGAUGUGCAUUCCCGAGUAAGCCGAGACUCGAGUGAGAUGGACUCUGUUCUGGAGCAGUUAGACCGUUCAGCCCGGGAUCUAGGCAGGGAGUCGGUGGAUGCCGAGGAAGUUGUGAGAGAAAUAGACAAGCUCUUGCAGGACUGUCGGGGAAGUGAUCCUGUGACCGUCAGAAAGUGAGGGGGAAAACAAGGACAGGCUGGCAGUUACGUUCGUCUUCUGCUGAUUAAAAUUAAAUAAAUAAAUACCCCCCCUCUUUGUAACAGAUUUGCAGGAAUGAAGGAAGACCAAUGCUGCUUUAAGGCUUUUAGUGAACAUCUGAAGUGCCCACAAGUAUGUUCUUUUCACUGCUCUUUCUUUUUGACAGAUAACACUGGUUUCAUUUCGACCAAACUUCCAUUAGGACAGAGUCAAGUACACUAAGAACAAAAGAAAAGAAGGAAAGAUGAUGCCAUUUUGACAAUCUGAUAGGAAGGUUUGAGAAAGGUGGAAUGGAAAUACGUCUGAUACUUUAAGACUGUCCUCAACAGCUGAUGCUGACUUUACUGUUUAUGUAUAAACCCCAAGAAAAACAGGGUUGAAUAAUUCUGAUCUGUGGUGGAUUUCCAGCAGUUACCACAGGCUUCUACUGAAAGUCCUAAAAAGAGUUCUUGUAGUAGUCCAAGAGACACCAAACAUUAACAUUCAUUUGUGGUAAACGUUUAUGUACAAAGUUACCUAUCUGCCACAAGUAUGAAAAAAAAGUGAAAAAAAAGGAACAAGAAAACAAAAAACCACAUUCCAGAUCAUUAUUCAAAAAACCCAUAUCCUAACCAUUAGUAAAACACUUCAUAUCAUAUUAAGGUUAAAUGUAAAAUUAAAUAGUCCAUCUUGUCCUGCACAUACAUAAGCUAAUUCACUUGAUAAAAAAGUAAAGAAGAUUUUAAUAUCUAUUUAGCAUUUUAGUGUCCAACAAAAUUAUAAAUAGUUAGCAGUAAGUUUUAAAAAAAUGAAGGAAAGGUUGAAAAAAAAAAAGUUACCUUUAAGGGUAAUACACAAAGGAAAUUAACAUUAUUAACACUUUUUUAUUCAUUUGUGGACACUAAAAUAGCUCAGGAAAGUGAAAAUGUCUUAGACAUCCACACAAAUCACAUGAUCAUUUAAAUGUGCAAAUGUAAGAAGAUUCAGUGUGUUUACAUCAAAUGACAUAUUUUUAUUGAUUUAUUGCAGAUUCAGUGCAUAUGAGCCAAAUUGUUGAGUGUAUAAGAGCUAUAUUGUGUAUUUUAUUAAAUUAAUAUAUAGUUGUGUUGCAAAAAUAUUUGGGCUUAUAUUGUAAAUGGCAAGUGUUGCCUCAGUAGCUGUCGAACUCUAUGAGUUUUGUUUUUUCCUGCUUCCUUUUCCCCAUGGAUUGUGGGAAGCAGCGCCUCAGAGCAAAGUCUCUUGUUUAAUGUAUGGUCUACGAAGUACUGCAGUACAUAAUCUGUUCAAAAUGUGUUUGAGUGAGCUGAUGGAGCUAACAGAAUGGCUUACAAAUACAUCCAUCAGUCAUGGUUACGUGCAAGUCCUUGUAGAAGCUUCUAUUGCAAACCCAUUUUUAAUAACAAAAAUUACACUUGAAACAACAUUUGGAACCUCUUUUCUUUUUUCCCCAAACACAUGCAGCCAGCCUGUUUACUGUAGGAUAUUUGAUUGGCUUCUUAAGAGAUGCGAACAUUUUCAAAGUUUUCCUUUUAAGUUCAUAGUAUGGAAAACCAUGUCAACACCAGUAGGGCAUGGACAAUAUUUUACUGGAUUCUUGGCAAUGUGUAAUUGUUUACUGAAGUCCUAGAUAUACACUGUUUAUCUCUUGAGGGGUGGCGAAUUUUCAGUUUGGUUUCAUUUGUUCUUAAAAGUAUCAGCAGAAUAACUUGGGAUAUAGUUUCUACUUUUUUAUUAUUUUUUUCUAAGGGUGUCUUAUUGCAUUUGAAAAAAUCAAAUUGUCUUCAGAUAAAAGCUAAAAAGCAACCUACAUUCAAAAUGAACUUGCACAGGACAAGGAGCAGAUGAAUGAAAUAUUUAGUUCAGGAUUUGUCCCUUACAUACUUGAGAUACUCUGUUGGAAAUACCACUAUGGUGCAUUGUUUAAAAAAUAUUGUAUUUGGUUUAUUACAUUUAAUCUGUGGUAUACAAACAUAUAUAAAAGAGGCUGGCAAUCUCAAAUCCCACAAAGCCAUAGUUUUCAUCAGUUCAAGACAGAAAGUUGACUCAAUACCCUGUUUUGAUGUUAAGAUUGCUGUUAAAUGGUGAUUUUAGCUAGUCUGUCCUACAAUGAAUUGUAUUUGGGAGACAACCAUUUUGACAGUUUGCUUUUAGCUCCUGCUAUUGAAAAACGCUAAAAUUCUUGUAAAAAAGGGAUCUUGUACAUGUUUUAUCAAGCUGCUCUCCAUGUUUUGGACAAUUUAUGUAUCUAAAAUGUGGUGUUGUCUGUGUUAUAUAUACUUUUUUUUUUACUUUUUGGCCAGGAGACCCAAGAUUGGUUUUGCUUGAUAGCUUGAAAUUCCAUAGUGGAGAGGAUUUCUUAUUGUUUGAUCAGUCUCUUAUGUGUAUUUCCGUGGUGCCCAUCACUCAGUGUCUGUGCACCAAGUCUUUAGUUCUGCCAGUGAGAUCCAUUAUUCAGCAAAAUCUAAGCCAGUAUGUAAAUGCAGUCAAGUGAUGGAGAUUUGUGUAUUUUAUAAAUGAUUUUAACACUGAGUAACCAAUUGUACAAUUCAUUGUAUGUUUCUGAAGACAUAAAACCACAACAUUCUGAGAAAGGGCUGUGCCAAUGUAAGAGGAAUUUACCUUAAGGCUCUCUGUCACUAGUGAUUUACUAGCUUUAGCUGUUUAACACAUUAUCUGUAUUUAGUAGUGAUUAUUUAUUUACCACUCUGAGGUAAUUCAGAAUUCAUGACUCAUAGCUUUAUAGAAAAGUUUAGGAAAUCUUUCUUUUAUUUAAUUUGGCUGACAGCUGCCUUGUGUUGUAGAUCUCUGGCAUCCUGCUUCCAAUAAGGAAAUCCCAGGUUAAAAGUCUGUUUCACAAUUUAGAACAGAUACAUAAUGAAUGAAUAAACCAACAGGGCUUAAGCAAUAUGAGUUUUGCUGGUUCAGUCAAAAUUAAUCCGACUGUGUGAAGGAAAUGCUACCCACAAAGGAAUAUAAGAAGUAUUUUUUCUCAAUGAUAUCUCUAAUAUCUGGAAAAAGAGGCAGCAAUGAAAGAGAGUUUAUGAGUUAUCUCAUACAUCCUUACAUACAUGUUUUAUAAAACUGUAAAAAAGUAUCUGCCACAGGUUUAUAAGGAGAAUGGCUGAGUUAAAGGAGGAAAGUUGAGUAACUAAUAAAAUUGUACUGUACACUGUGAAUAGUGAACAAGACAUUACAUUUCUUUCUUUUUUUCUUUUUAUUUUCUUUUCUCUAUUAAUGAAAGCCAGCAACUGGGAGUUCCUUAAACAAUUGGCCAAUCAAAUCAGGACUCAAAAUCAGAUUUUUUUUUUUCCUGUUUUUUUUUGGUUUUGUUUUUUCUAGGUACAUUUAUCAGGAAAGAGAUUCUCCUGAACUGUGAUUGCCACUUGAAAAUAUAGGUUUCCCAGUCCAAUUUACCUCUAGAAGUCAAACACUGAUCAUAGUGGAGCAGGGUACAUCACUCAAAGAAACUUUCAAGCUGUUUGCUGUCCAAUGAGAGGGGAAUUGCUGAAGUCAAGGAAGAGUCUGAAGCCUAGCAUAAUAUACACCCACUCAUUCUUAUUUAUUUACUUUCUUUUGACAUCAGGCAGUGCCUAUUAUUACAUUAAUUCAAAUGGGAGUAUUGGCUAUCAAGAUUUGUUGAUCUGAAGUGUAAUUGAAUGAAACUUGAUUAAGGUUUUAACUUCUCUGGCCCAAUAGUGAUACAGGUUGGCAUUUGCAUUUAUCAGCCCCUGUCUCCCCAUAUGGCUCAAAGUUGCACCAAUGACUGGUGAAUGACACAAAAAACCAAACAAAAGCAGCAUACAUUGUAUGGAUUAUCUCAACCGCUAUUGUUUAAUGGCUGUGUUUAAUGUGACCUAUCUGGAAAAUGAGGACUACGAAUAAAAAGCAAUUACUAAUAGUGGUGUUGCCUGCUUUUGCAUUCAUUAACACAGAAGAAAUGUGUUAAACUCUGCAUACCACAGGGAGCCUGAUGGUAAUUACUUUGGAAAAGCGACUUGUGGCAAUGCGGCUGUUACUGCUAGUUAUCAGUUUGCCAAAAAAAUGACAAUUCCUGCUUCAUUUAUUAGAAAUGUGUAACCGUUUUCUCUCAACAGGAAGGUGGUGAAGAGUUUUCAUCAAGCUGAGUAGGUUUAUCUUUCAAGCGGCUGAUGUGCUGCAUCCCUACAGGCUGUUAUUUGCUCAUAGAAACAUGGAGCUGAAUAAAGGAUAGUUUGGUUUAGUACACUGGUGUGAAUUUACCGAAAGCAUUAUAAUUGAGGAGAUAAGUUCUUAAAGACUGUGAGCCCAGCAUGAAAGAUCUGAACAUUACUUGAGUAUACAAGUGAUGGAAAAAAAUAAUCUAAAAAAUGUAAAGUGUUGGGGUUUUUUACUUUUUUUUUAAUGUGUCUUUCUUAAGAGCUUGAGUAAUAGAGGUAAAUAAUUUCAUUCCUGUUGCUGUAAAUGAUAUGACAAAAUGUUGAGAAAAAUGUGACUGUUUUAUGUCUACUUGUGUGAGUUUGUUGUUAUAAUUUAACAUUUUCAUUAACCUCUUUUUUUGUUUGUCAGUUUUUUGUUCUGAGUAUCAUGAUCAGUCCCUUGAAUAUGUGUCCCUUUCUGUUUGCUCCUAUGUGACUGUAGCAAUGACAUACCAAAUGGUGUAAAGCCUCCACAGUGGAUUUUUUUUUUUUAUUUUUGAGGAUUUGGGAGGUUAGGGAGCUUGCUUAUUUAGGUUUUCUUUACCAAUUCUUAAGUAAUUAGACAUUGCUUUUGAGAGAUAAAUACAAUUUUAGGUUUUUUUGAGAAUACUAUAGGUAUUAUGAAGAUACAUGCUUGUCCUGCAGGUAGAAUUACCUUUUACCUGUUGCAUGUUUUCUGCAACUGUCUUUGUCAGAAAUAAAACCAGCAUGCCUCUGGUUAGCUGGGCAUAGAACCUCCUACAUGUAUUUAUCUUUCUACAGGCUGAAUUCCAAAAUGUAACAAGCCACUCGCUGUGCAGUCCUGCCAGAAUGUAUCUUAUGCUGUUGAAGGCCUCACUGGACUUGGGAUGUUGCUCUUAUGUCUUCAGUUGUGUGUGAUUCAGAGCUUGGGUGGAUGCACAGUUUAUGUAGAACAAGUGAUAAACCAUUCUGGCUUUUUUUGUACCCAGAAUACAGAGUCAUUGAUUUCUCAUUUGGAAAGUGGCUUCUCUGUCAAACAGAGAUUCUUAGAUCUCGUUUAAGCCAACCAUGUAUAACUGCUUCAGGGUGUUCGCUCAUGGGAUAAAUAUCCUAUCCUUAUCCUUUAUUGAGUGUAAGACACGAAAGCAGCUGAAAGCUUAUUUCUUCAGUUAGUAAUGUUUCCCUAAAAAUGAAAUUGCUCCGGUAGAAAGAAGAGAUGGCUCUCUGCUGUAUGUAUAGCUUGAUUUGUGAAAGGUCACCUUGGUAUCGAUAGUGCAUGCACAAAUGGAUCAGGGAAUUAAUGAGCCAUCUAAGAAUUUUCUGAGAUGCAUAUUCCAUAAUACAUAUGUUAUUAUACAGAGAAGAGAGCACAGUUUCUCGGUUUAUUUAUUGCUAAUGGUUCUCAAUAAUGCCUGGCUCACAAAAAGACUUAAUUCAAGUUUUGAGGGAACAUUUUUCUCUAACUGGGAAAUCAAUCCCUUUUUAUGCUUUUUAAAGGUUUUUUUUUUUUCCAACUUUCGGGGGUUUUUUUGGUUUGGGGUUUUUUGUUCCCUAAAUAUAUACUGGUCAAAUUGUGGCUUUUUGUUAGUUUUAAAAAUGAAGAGUGUUCUAAUAUAGUUCCCUCCUUUAGGUUCUUUGGAUGAGAUAUAAUACCUUUCGUUUGGACAAGACUCCAAAACAUCCAUAAACAUUCAGAUUUUUCUUGGCAAGAAGCAAGAGUUUAGACGUGGUUUGAAACAUAGGUACUUGGACAACAGAUUUAGAUUUUUGACCUACUGAGAAAUGGAAUAAUUAAAAUUUCAUUUCUGAAAACAUGUUGUAUUCAGUACAUUGAACACCCUCUCUAUGGAAAUCUUAUUAAAGUGCAUCUGCUGAACUGCUGCCAGAGAACUAGAGGAUCAGUCAGUCAGUUAUAUUCAACUUUUUCCAAGUCAAAACCAACACUUAAGUAGCUUCUGGAAAUCAAUUGAUUGGUAGUGCAGUACAGAAAACAUAUUUGCAAUGUGUUUGCAAGAAAAACUCCUUAACAAAUUUGCAAUUACAUUUUGUAAUGGCUGCAAUUUUUCCAUCAUUUUAGGGGCAAUCACAUACAGAACUCCUUUCAGUGUUUUGAUUUGAGAGUGACAAAAAAUGGAUCUCUGUGCUGGCAUCAACAUUAAGAUAGAAAUAACAUAUCUGUCUCACCGUCAGAAAAUUGCAUUCAACUAUUUCUGUUAUUGCUGUCUUUAGAAAAACAUUUCAUGCAUCUAUCUUUUUAACCCUUUUACAACAGGCAUCUUUUAUGUAGCCACAUACUGUGAUUUCUGCAAGUGUCCCUAUUAUUAGUUACCACGCCUCCCUUUCAUAUGUCUGUGUAAAGUUCUUUACUUUGCAAAUUUUCUCAUGUAGAGAAUUUAAAGCAGAUUCCUAAUGUCUUCAAAAAUGUUUUACACUUCAUACCAUAUAAUUAAAAAAUAUU